Messenger RNA from Melitaea cinxia (Glanville fritillary), 1826 nucleotides. RefSeq names its product zinc finger protein 878-like. The record is from RefSeq and is a predicted model, not a curated record. NCBI's taxonomy places the organism in Eukaryota, Metazoa, Arthropoda, Insecta, Lepidoptera, Nymphalidae. The coding region runs from base 352 to 1749 and encodes 465 amino acids. The transcript is spliced from 6 exons. Gene Ontology annotation, cellular component: nucleus.
UCUUUGGUUACUUGAUUAAGUUGACUUUUGGUUGACUUCAUUCAUAGAGCAAUUAAUGUAAUAAAAUAAUAUGACUUCAUUAAUAAAGGAACUCUUUGAUUGAAGAAAACGUAGUGUAGUCUGUAGUACUCAUAGACCAAGUAAUGUAAUAUAGGGUAGUACUCUUCGGUAGCUUUCAUAAAAAGAGUAAAAUAAUUUGCUUAUGUUGAUCACUUGAUCAUUUAUCUUUUGUGAAUUACUUGUGAUAGUCUGAUAGGCUAGCUGAUAAGAUAAUAAAUGAAGAGUAAAUAGUCAAUAGCUAAAUAUGUGAAGUAAAUAAUUCAGUCGUCAUUUUAACAACAUUUAUUAAAAAUGUUAUCGUGCUGUUAUUGCUCCAAAGAAUUUAAAUAUGAAAGUGAAAAGAAAAGACACGAACAGAGUCAUUAUUCUCUGUUCGAAUGCGAUAAAUGCUCUAAGAAGUUUAGUUUUAUAUCUGCUUUAAGAAGGCACAAGAAACAGCAUGAAAGAACAGGAAGUGUUCAGUGCACUGAUUGUGGACGUAGCUUUCGUGAUGAUGAUCUUCUUCAGCGUCAUAUAAAAUAUGCACACAAUGGAACAAAUAAAUGUUUUAAAUGUAGUGCCAGUUUCAAUAGUGAUUUGGCUUUAAAGUCGCACAUGAAAACCCAUAAACCAAACGCUGAAAGGAGAUUCCAUUGCAGCUAUGAGGAUUGUAAAAAAUCUUUCAACUUCCCACAUCAUCUCAAACACCAUGAGCUGACUCACACUAAUGCAAAACAGCAUUAUUGUAAAAUAUGUGGAAAAGGUUUUAUUCAAUUUCAUCAUUUCAAGUCACACUUAAAAACCCAUGAACCAGAUCAUUGGCUGCAUUGCACUGUACCGGGGUGUGGAAAGAAAUUUGUUACAGAGUAUGCAAGGAAAAAACAUCUUACGACACAUAAAACUACAAUUGAUAGUGGUAUAUCCUCAGAUUCAAACUGUGAUAAUUCUCAAGAUGCUUUGAAAGACGAAAAUGUUACUUGUGCUACAUGUGGACAAAUUAUUUCUACAGCAUUAUACAAAAACCAUUUGAAAGAGUGUACAUUGCUUUUGCAGCAGUCAGAGAAUUCUGUCAAACUAAGCGAUGAGAUAGAAUUCAACAAUAAUUUGAAUAACAUCGAAGUUUUCAGCGAUUGCAGGAAAGUUUUAGGGAAAUGUAUUGCCAAUGAGAAUUCACCGAAUAGUUGUUUGUGUGCUCAAAUCGUAGAGGCUAACAAUUUUUAUAAUUCCAUACUCACAAAUAAUAGUUUUGAUCCCGAUCCAGAAAAAAAUGAAGACAAAUUAACUGUUAAAAUGAAUGUUGUAGAAGAAAAUUCUAUGAAUAACGAAUGCGAGGGUUGUGAAUGUGCUUCUAUAAGAAAUAAUCACCAAAGUAUAAACAUUAAGGAACUACAGAAUACUUCCACUGACUGUAAUAUACCAAAAUUGGAAAUCAGAAAAGAUGGUAUUAUAAAAUUAGAAGAAACGUUUGACUUAAGUAUCAAUAUUGAAAAUGAUAUAAUUAAUAGGAAUAAUAAAUAUAAAAAUAUUAAUGAUGAAAUUAUGAAUAUCAAUAAUAAUAUACCCUACAAUAGCUGUAAAGCUGUUUUAGGUAAGUGUAUAGUAAGCGGCAGUGGUACUAUAAGUGAGAAUUGUUUGUGUGCUAAGAUGGCCAUAGAUGAUCAAAUAAUGGACCAAGAAAUUGACGAGAUAACCCCUAGACCAGCAUUGUAGUUGUGAUAAUGUUUACUGUGAUUCUGAUAUUUUUUUUAGUAUUUAUUUUACAGAAAAUAUAUUAAGAUGUACUGAUA